Acomys russatus (golden spiny mouse) is the source of this 3595-nucleotide messenger RNA. RefSeq names its product phospholipid-transporting ATPase FetA. Gene Ontology annotation, molecular function: ATPase-coupled intramembrane lipid carrier activity; ATP hydrolysis activity; magnesium ion binding. Gene Ontology annotation, cellular component: plasma membrane. Gene Ontology annotation, biological process: Golgi organization; phospholipid translocation. Lineage: Eukaryota; Metazoa; Chordata; Mammalia; Rodentia; Muridae. The transcript is spliced from 27 exons. The record is from RefSeq and is a predicted model, not a curated record. Bases 1 to 3567 code for a protein of 1188 amino acids.
AUGGUUAUCUUCAGAAAAAAAAGGUGUGAGGAGCUAGUGAAGACUUCACCCCAGUAUGCCAGACUAACCCAAGACGGGUAUUCUCAUCACUUAUCUCCUUCUCUUUCAGAAGAAAGAAUUUUGCAAGCCAACAAUAGAAAAUUCAACUCUCUUUUUGAAUAUCCGGACAAUUCCAUCAAGACCUCAAAGUAUACUUUACUUAACUUCCUGCCCAUGAACCUGUUUGAGCAGUUCCAGAGACUGGCAAAUGCCUAUUUCCUCAUUUUGCUAGUCCUACAGUUGAUCCCGCAGAUCUCCUCCCUGGUGUGGUACACAACCGUGAUCCCGCUGAUCGUCGUGCUGUCCGUGACAGGAGUGAAGAAUGUCAUGGACGAUGUGAAAAGACACCAAAGUGACAAGCAAGUCAACAACCGCUCUGUUUUGAUCCUCGUGAAUGGCAGGGCCGAGGAGGUCAAAUGGAUGAACGUGCAAGUGGGAGACAUCUUAAAGCUGGAGAACAACCACCCGGUGACAGCGGAUAUGCUGUUACUCUCCAGCAGUGAGCCCUAUGGUCUGACGUACAUUGAAACAGCAGACUUGGAUGGUGAAACCAACCUGAAAGUGAAGCAGGCCAUCUCCAUUACCAGCGACAUGGAGGAUAACCUGGAGCUGCUGUCUGCCUUUAACGGAGAAAUUAGAUGUGAGCCUCCCAAUAACAAGCUGGACAAGUUUUCCGGAACACUGAGCUACCUGGGGGACACCUACUUUCUGGACCACGAAAGGCUUCUGCUCCGCGGCUGCAUCAUCAGAAACACAGACUGGUGUUACGGUUUGGUCGUCUACACUGGGUCAGACACCAAAUUAAUGCAGAACAGUGGACACUCCACCUUCAAACGAACACACAUAGACCAUCUCAUGAACGUCCUCGUGGUCUGGAUUUUCCUGCUUUUAGGCGCAAUGUGCUUUCUGCUGUCGAUUGGACAUGGCAUUUGGGAGGCCAAGAAAGGCUACUUCUUCCAGGCGUUUCUCCCAUGGCAACACUUUAUUGCUUCCUCAGCUACAAGCUCUGUCCUCAUCUUCUGGUCCUACUUCAUCGUCCUCAACACUGUGGUGCCCAUCUCCCUCUACGUCAGUGUUGAAAUAAUAAGACUGGGCAACAGUUGCUAUAUCAACUGGGAUCGGCAGAUGUUUUAUGCCCCAAGGAACACCCCAGCUCAGGCGCGUACCACCACUCUGAAUGAGGAGCUUGGCCAAGUCAAAUACGUGUUCUCCGACAAAACAGGAACCCUGACUGAGAAUGUGAUGGUUUUCAGCAAGUGCUCUAUCAAUGGGAAGACCUACGGUUAUGCCUAUGACGCCAAUGGACAAUGUGUGCCAGUGACUCCGGACGACAAGGUCGACUUCUCCUACAACCAGCUGGCUGACCCCAAGUUCUCGUUCUACGACAAAACUUUGGUGGAAGCCGUGAAGAGUGACGAUCACCUGGUGUAUCUGUUCUUCCUCUGCCUCUCCCUGUGCCACACGGUGAUGACGGAAGAGAAGGUGGAAGGCCAGCUGGUGUACCAGGCCCAGUCACCAGACGAAGGCGCCCUGGUCACGGCCACUCGGAACUUCGGCUUUGUGUUCCGCUCCCGCACAUGCGAGACCAUCACCGUGAUCGAAAUGGGGAAACCCCGAGUCUACCAGCUCCUGGCUAUUUUGGACUUCAGCAACGAGCGCAAGAGGAUGUCUGUCAUAGUUCGGACGCCUGAAGAUCGGCUCAUGCUGUUCUGCAAGGGGGCAGACACCAUCAUCUACGAGCUGCUCCAUCCGUCCUGUGCGUCCCUCAGUGAAGUGACCAUGGACCACUUAGACGACUUUGCCAGUGAAGGCCUCCGCACCCUCAUGGUAGCUUACCGGGAGCUGGACAAAUCGUUUUUCCAGACAUGGAUUAAGAAGCACAGUAAAGCCUGCCUGACUUUAGAAGAUCGGGAAAGAAACUUAGCUCACGUCUAUGAUGAAAUUGAGAGAGACUUGAUGUUACUAGGAGCCACAGCCAUAGAAGACAAGCUUCAAAGCGGAGUGCCUGAGACAAUUGUCACCCUGAGCGAAGCCAAAAUUAAAAUGUGGGUUCUGACUGGCGAUAAGCAAGAGACGGCUGUGAACGUCGCCUACGCCUGUAGGAUAUUCAAGGAUGAAAUGGAUGGAGUGUUCACUGUGGAAGGCACAGACAGGGAAACUGUCCUGCAAGAACUCAGGACAGCAAGGGAGAAGAUGAAGCCCGAGUCUCUACUGGAAUCAGAUCCCAUAAACAUUUACCUCGCCAGGAAACCCCAAAUGCCCUUCAGAAUCCUUGAUGAGGUGCCCAACGGCAGCUAUGGCUUGGUCAUCAAUGGCUACAGUCUGGCCUAUGCCCUAGAAGGGAACAUGGAGUUGGAGCUGCUACGAACAGCGUGCAUGUGCAAGGGGGUGAUCUGCUGCCGGAUGACACCCCUUCAGAAGGCCCAAGUGGUCGACCUGGUGAAGAGGUACAAGAAGGUGGUGACACUGGCCAUCGGGGAUGGGGCCAAUGACAUCAGCAUGAUCAAAGCUGCCCACAUUGGGGUCGGCAUCAGCGGCCACGAAGGCGUGCAGGCCAUGCUCAACAGCGACUUUUCCUUCGGCCAGUUCCGCUAUCUCCAGCGCCUUCUCUUGGUGCAUGGCCGCUGGUCUUACAACCGCAUGUGCAAAUUUCUCAGCUACUUCUUUUACAAAAACUUCGCCUUCACCCUGGUGCACUUCUGGUACGCCUUCUUCAAUGGCUUCUCUGCACAGACAGUGUACGACACCUGGUUCAUCACCUGCUACAACCUGGUCUACACAUCCCUCCCUGUCCUGGGCUUGAGUCUGUUUGAAAAGGAUGUGAAUGAAACAUGGAGUCUCUGUUACCCAGAGCUGUAUGAGCCCGGACAGCACAACCUAUAUUUCAACAAGAAGGAGUUCUUAAAGUGCUUGGCGCACGGCAUCUACAGCUCCUUCGUGCUGUUCUUCGUCCCCAUGGGGACCAUCUUCAACUCGGAGCGCUGUGACGGCAAGGACCUCUCCGACUUCCAGUCCUUCUCCCUGCUGGUGCAGACCACCUUGAUCUGGGUGAUGACGAUGCAGAUUGCCCUGAGGACUACCUCCUGGACAGUGAUAAACCACACCUUCACCUGGGGCAGCCUGGGGCUCUACUUCUGCGUCUUGCUCUUGCUCAGUAGUGAAGGCCUGUGUCUAAUGUUCCCCAACGUCUUCCAGUUCCUGGGUGUGGCCAGGAACAGCCUCAGCCAGCCCCAGAUGUGGCUGUGCCUCGUCCUCAGCACCGUGCUCUGUAUGAUCCCUGGGAUCGGGUACAACUUUCUCAAACCAGUGCUCUGGCCCGUCAAUGUGGACAAGGUUCUGAACAGGAUUCACUUUUGCCUGAAACACCCGCCGCCGCCCCCGGUCCACACCAAAGUAAAACACCCAAGCCUUCGCCGCUCUGCCUACGCUUUCUCCCACAAGCAGGGCUUUGGGGCUCUUAUCACAUCGGGCAAGACACUGAAUUCUUCCAGUGCCUUCAAACUAACAAGAGGACUCUUUAAAAAGUAGAGGCCUUAGAGAGACCCUCAGUCAGUCA